GCCGGCCACGAGGAGCGCACCGAGAUGGCGGAGGCGGCGGCGGCGGCGGCGGCGGCCUCGCGGCGCGCGCUGCACUUCGUGUUCAAAGUGGCCAACCGCUUCCAGACGGCGCGCUUCUACCGCGACCUGCUGGGGAUGAAGAUCCUACGGCAUGAGGAAUUUGAGGAAGGCUGCAAGGCUUCCUGUAAUGGGCCUUAUGACGGGAAGUGGAGUAAAACCAUGGUGGGCUAUGGGUCUGAAGACAAUCACUUUGUCGCAGAACUGACCUACAAUUAUGGCAUUGGUGACUACCGGCUUGGCAAUGACUUCCUGGGCCUCACACUGGUCUCCAGCCAGGCUGUCACUAACGCCAAGAAGUUGGAGUGGCCGCUCCAUGAGGUUGCUGAGGGAGUUUUCGAAACUGAAGCCCCAGGAGGAUAUAAGUUCUAUUUAAAGAACCACAGUCAGCCCCCAUCAGACCCAGUGCUGAAAGUGAGCUUGGCCGUGUCUGACCUGUGCACGUCCCUCCACUACUGGUCAGACCUGCUGGGGAUGACAGUUUAUGAGAAGGAUGAAGAGCAGCAGAGGGCUGUGCUGGGCUAUGCAGAGAGCCAGUGCAAGCUGGAAUUGCAGGGCAUCGAGGGAGCAGUGGAUCAUGGCACAGCCUUUGGGAGGAUUGCUUUCUCCUGCCCAAAGAAAGAGUUACCAGACAUAGAAGCAUUGAUGAAAAAGGAGAACCAGAAGAUUCUGACCCCCCUGGUUAGUCUGGACACACCUGGGAAAGCAGCGGUCCAAGUGGUUAUUCUGGCAGACCCGGAUGGACAUGAGAUUUGUUUCGUGGGAGAUGAAGCAUUUCGAGAACUUUCCAGGAUGGAUCCAAAUGGGAGCAAAUUGUUGGAUGAUGCAAUGGCAGCAGACAAAAGUGACGAAUGGUUUGCUAAACACAAAAUACAGAAGCCUUCUGGAUAAUGGAAGACAUCAUUUGAACAAAGAUUUAUGCUGUUCAUCCCGAUUCCCAUCCAGCACUAGAGAUAAAGUGUUUUCAAGUGCUCCCAUUCAUUAUAGCCUUCAGUUGCCUUUUGGGGAAGAGGAAAUAGUCUUACUGAAAUUUAAAUUCUGGAUCUUUAAAGUCUUCUCCUCCUUUCAUUUGUCCACCAUCUUGAUCACAGAUUCAAGCUGCUUUACCAACUGGUCUGUGUGUAUUGCUGGUGGGACAGGUUCUGCUCAGGAUUUGCUAGUAUUUUAGAAAUAGUGGCUUUCCCCAAGAACUAGAAGAUGCCCAUCUGGGCAGAUACUCUGACCAAGGCAAGGUGCUAGGGCCUGCUGCUAGAACUCUAUCACAUUUACUAAAAUGUCAGGUCAGAAUCUUAAGCAAUGAAGGAUGCAGGUUAGCCACCCCAAAAAUAAUAAGCCCCUGUUAAGUAGGAGAUUCAAAAGUGGUAAGUGGAGAAGGGAUGAAGACUUUUGGAGCUUCAACCUAAGGGUCAAGUGAUUUGGUCUAUUUUCCUCUUCACUUUUCAUACUUGUGGAGAGGCCAAAGGAAAACAGAAUGUCCUUAUUGGAUUGCUUGAAAUGAUUUAAGUGGCGUCAGACUUUAAAUUCAGUUUCCGUGUGAUUUGUGGCGGUGUUUACACCUCUGUUUGGUACAACUGAGCAUGGAGAUGUUACUUCACUAAUUGCUUGGUUGACUGGGAUUGGCUUUGUCCAUUUCAGAAAAGGAAAAAAUUCCCCCAAAAUAUAGUGUGCUUAUAAUAAGUACAUCUGACUCUUAGGCUCAGGAAUGAAAGCAGUGAUGGCUUAAUUACUUUAAUAAAGAGGCUAGAAUGGGGCUAGGGAGGCUGACUAAUCCCAGAAGCACAGGUUAAAAUUUAAACUGUAAGCCCUUAUCCCCCACCCAGAGCUGGGAUUUGAAGAGAACACCCUGACCAAAUAACCACCUCACCUCUGCUUCUGAAUUUUAAUAGCCUUGGGAAGAUUUUCCCUCAUCCCAGCAACUCCUAAUGUACAUUUCAAAUGAAUUACACAAUUGUAAUCUUGAAGGUAUCUGAGCAUUUGCAAAGCAGUUGAGAAAUCCGGUUUUUUCCAGGAGAACAGAUUGUACAUUUUCUUCUUUCAUGCUUUGUUAUUUCUUCUGCUUAAUGAUUAGAUUACAUUUUCUGUGGGUAAAGGAAUUGUUUACAUAGACCUUGAAUUAUCAAAUAAAUUUCCUUCUCAGUGUCUCGUU
Messenger RNA from Phascolarctos cinereus (koala), 2203 nucleotides. RefSeq names its product glyoxalase domain containing 4 (gene GLOD4). The record is from RefSeq and is a predicted model, not a curated record. Lineage: Eukaryota; Metazoa; Chordata; Mammalia; Diprotodontia; Phascolarctidae.